Messenger RNA from Arabis nemorensis, 951 nucleotides. The record is from the annotation of a GenBank genome assembly. NCBI's taxonomy places the organism in Eukaryota, Viridiplantae, Streptophyta, Magnoliopsida, Brassicales, Brassicaceae.
AUGGAGAAAUACGAGAAGCUUGAGAAAGUUGGUGAAGGAACAUAUGGGAAAGUAUACAAAGCGAUGGAGAAAACCACUGGGAAACUCGUCGCAUUGAAGAAGACGAGGCUCGAAAUGGACGAAGAAGGUAUACCACCUACUGCUCUUCGUGAGAUUUCUCUUCUCCAGAUGUUAUCUCAGUCGAUCUACAUUGUUCGACUUCUCUGCGUCGAACAUGUUCUUCAAUCAAAAGACUCGAUUUCUCCAUCUCCACCGGUUUCUCAAGCCCAGAAAUCAAAUCUCUAUCUCGUAUUCGAGUAUCUCGAUACGGAUCUAAAGAAAUUCAUUGAUUCGUAUAGGAAGGGUACGAAUCCUAGACCACUUGAAGCUUCUCUUGUGCAGAAGUUUAUGUUUCAGCUUUGUAAAGGUGUGGCUCAUUGUCAUAGUCAUGGUGUGCUUCAUCGUGAUCUUAAACCGCAGAAUCUUCUUUUGGAUAAGGAUAAAGGUAUCCUUAAGAUUGCUGAUUUGGGUCUUAGUCGUGCUUUCACUGUUCCUCUCAAGUCUUAUACGCACGAGAUUGUGACGCUAUGGUAUAGAGCUCCUGAAGUUCUUCUUGGCUCUACUCAUUACUCUACUGCUGUUGACAUUUGGUCUGUUGGAUGCAUCUUUGCUGAGAUGAUUCGGAGGCAAGCUCUUUUCCCUGGUGAUUCCGAGUUUCAGCAAUUGCUUCACAUUUUCAGAUUGCUAGGAACACCAACUGAGCAGCAAUGGCCUGGUGUAAUGGCUCUGCGUGACUGGCAUGUGUAUCCAAAGUGGGAGCCGCAAGACUUAUCACGUGCGGUUCCAUCUCUAUCCCCUGAAGGAGUUGAUCUUCUCACGAGCAUGCUGAGGUACAAUCCAGCAGAGAGAAUUUCAGCAAAAAUAGCUCUCGACCAUCCGUACUUUGACAGCCUCGACAAAUCUCAGUUCUGA